GUUACCGCAGGCCCCGCCCCUUCCGGGGCGCUCGGCCGCGCCGCCGCCCCCGCCUCCCUCCGUCCGCCCGUCGGUCCCUCCCUCCCGCUCCCGCUCUCCUUUUGUGAGUUAUAGCAACCGUUGCCUUGUGAGUCGAGCGCCAUAGUCACCGUAGUCCUGGCGACUGUUACCCAUCAACAACAGCCGCUCCGCUCCCGCUCCUGCUCCUCCUCCUCCUGCCGCUGCUCCGCACCCCCUGCCUCACCGUCACCCACCACAACAACAACAACAACAACCGCAGCCGCCGCCACCAGCAGCAGCGACAGCGGGAGCGCCGCCGCAGCCCGCCCCGGCACAGGGUUUUACUACUUAGAAGUACAUAUGUAAGUCCAGAGAGGCAGCUUCUAAAACUUCAUUCUGUGCCAUUCAGUUAAACUGUUACUCCCCCAUAAAUCUGAAAAGCUGAAAAAUGAAGAUCACAAUGCAGACAUCAGAGACUGGGGCGGAUACAGGUUCGACUGUGAGUUUACAGACAUCUGUGGCUGGUCAGGCAGCAGUGCCCACACAGGUAGUACAGCAAGUACCGGUUCAGCAACAGGUACAGCAGGUACAGACUGUGCAACAGGUACAGCAUGUCUACCCAGCCCAGGUUCAGUAUGUGGAGGGAAGUGACACAGUCUACACUAAUGGAGCUAUCCGAUCAACAACUUAUCCUUACACAGAAACCCAGAUGUACAGUCAAAACACUGGGGGAAAUUAUUUUGAUACUCAAGGAAGUUCUGCACAGGUGACAACAGUGGUGUCGUCUCAUAGCAUGGUGGGCACUGGAGGGAUUCAGAUGGGCGUAACAGGAGGACAACUCAUUAGCAGCUCAGGAGGGACCUAUCUGAUUGGCAAUUCAAUGGAAAAUUCUGGUCAUACAGUGACUCACACAACGCGGGCCUCCCCAGCGACAAUUGAAAUGGCGAUUGAGACACUGCAAAAGUCUGAUGGUCUGUCCACUCACAGAAGCUCUCUUCUCAACAGCCAUCUUCAGUGGCUUUUAGACAACUAUGAAACUGCAGAAGGAGUGAGCCUUCCAAGAAGUACUCUUUACAACCAUUACUUACGACAUUGUCAGGAGCACAAGUUGGAUCCAGUCAAUGCUGCCUCCUUUGGAAAACUCAUACGGUCAAUCUUCAUGGGACUACGGACCAGAAGACUUGGAACUAGGGGGAACUCCAAAUAUCAUUAUUAUGGGAUUCGUGUCAAGCCAGACUCUCCUCUUAAUAGACUACAAGAGGACAUGCAAUAUAUGGCCAUGAGACAGCAGCCCAUGCAGCAGAAACAGAGGUAUAAGCCUAUGCAGAAAGUGGAUGGAGUUGCAGAUGGCUUCACAGGAAGUGGUCAACAGACAGGCACAUCUGUUGAACAAACUGUAAUUGCCCAAAGUCAACACCAUCAACAGUUUCUAGAUGCAUCUCGAGUACUGCCAGAGUUUGGAGAAGUUGAAAUAUCUUCUCUCCCAGAUGGUACUACCUUUGAGGACAUCAAAUCACUACAGAGUCUUUAUCGAGAGCACUGUGAGGCAAUACUGGAUGUGGUUGUUAAUCUUCAAUUCAGCCUGAUAGAAAAAUUGUGGCAAACUUUCUGGCGCUAUUCUCCUUCUGCUCCACCUGAUGGCACUCCUGUUAAUGAACCAAGCAAUCUGAGUGAAAUAGAAAGUCGACUUCCUAAAGCAAAGCUGAUUACUCUGUGCAAGAAUGAGUCUAUUCUGAAAUGGAUGUGUAACUGUGACCAUGUGAUGUACCAGGCUUUGGUGGAGAUUCUCAUUCCUGACGUCCUUAGACCUAUUCCUAGUGCCUUGACCCAAGCCAUUCGCAAUUUUGCAAAAAGCCUUGAAGGUUGGCUUUCAAAUGCCAUGAACAAUAUUCCACAGAGGAUGAUACAAACCAAGGUUGCCGCUGUAAGUGCCUUUGCCCAGACUCUGCGAAGAUACACAUCUCUUAAUCACCUGGCUCAAGCAGCUCGUGCUGUGCUUCAAAAUACUUCUCAAAUCAACCAGAUGCUCAAUGAUCUCAACCGUGUUGAUUUUGCCAAUGUUCAGGAGCAGGCUUCCUGGGUGUGCCAGUGUGAUGACAACAUGGUUCAGAGACUUGAAACAGAUUUCAAGAUGACUCUCCAACAGCAGAGCACUCUGGAGCAGUGGGCUGCCUGGCUUGAUAAUGUAAUGAUGCAAGCAUUGAAACCGUAUGAAGGAAGACCCAGCUUUCCUAAAGCAGCACGGCAAUUUCUGUUAAAAUGGUCUUUCUACAGCUCAAUGGUGAUUCGGGAUUUAACCUUGCGCAGUGCUGCUAGCUUUGGCUCUUUUCAUCUGAUCCGCUUGCUUUACGAUGAAUACAUGUUUUACUUAGUAGAACAUCGUGUUGCUCAGGCAACAGGAGAAACACCUAUUGCAGUUAUGGGAGAGUUUGGUGAUUUAAAUGCUGUGUCCCCUGGAAAUAUGGAUAAAGAUGAGGGCAGCGAAGUUGAAAGUGAAAUAGAUGAAGAGCUGGAUGAAAGUGGAGAGCCACAAGCUAAGAGGGAGAAAACUGAGCUGAACCAGGCAUUCCAGGUGGGCUGCAUGCAGCCAGUGCUUGAGAGUGGAGUACAGCAGAACAUCCUGAACCCAAUUCAUAAUGAGCACAUUGUUGCAACUACUCAGACUAUCAGACAAUGCAGUGCUACUGGAAAUACAUAUACUGCAGUCUAAUGUGAAACUUCCCCUGGCCUCCAACACAUGGCCCAUUGCAUUUUAGCUGUUUAGGUUUACUAUGAAAAAGAAAAAAAAAAAAAAAGAGAAUAAGUCUGGAGGUUGACUGUUGUCAAAUGUAACUGUUCUGAUCAUUAUUUUGUUGGAGUUGUUAAAUGGAAUGGGUAUGCGUAUUUUGCCAGGUGUGUUUAGAAACAAAAGAAUUUUUGUAAACAAAAUCAUUUUACAUUGGCCACUCAAUAUGAAGAGGUUUCUUUGUAUCAAAUGCAAGGAAGAUUUUUGCAAAGUUUAAUGUUAAUGUUUUGUCCUUACAAUAAUUUAAUUUUUUCAUAGUUUUAAAAAUAUUUUAAUGUUAAUUAUUAGUUAUUAUGCUGAUUUCAUAUAGAUAGGUUUUUAAUUAGAUGCACUUCUGUGAAAUAUCAAAAGAACUAUUUUCUUUGAUUUACACUGGAGGCAUACUUAUUUGACAGCAGAUGUAUCAAAUUUGUUAUAAAAGGUGCUUUUCAUCGUACUACGAGAAGACACUAUUUUGAUAAAAUUGUGAGUAUUCAGGGGGAUUUUUUUGUAAUAAUGCUGGAGGGUUGAGAAGAUCUAGUUUCUUCCUGUGAGGAAGAAGCUGUUUAAAAGACAGAAUUGUAUCAGAAUGUGGUAAUCUGUAUGGCAUAAAUGUACCUAAUUAUCUGAACAUGAUGUAAACAAUGCAAGCUUCAUUUAAAAUCAACAGUUUCAGAUAUUAUUUGCAUACCAGUUCCUCUGUUUUGAAGACUACUGAUUCUAUAUGUGAGGCCACAGAACAGAUGCUUUUGAUUGUUCAGUGGCACUGUAGUUGUUAGAAACUGAAGCUAAAAGAGAAGUGACUUGAUUAUUGUUAAUUUUAAGUGUAUGUGCUACUUAUGCUGAACUGGACAUACAGGAAAACAUUCCAUUUGGAUGACUUUCUUCUAUUCCAGGUCUUUUCCUACUAGUGGUUCAAUCUGCUGCUCUUAGAAAAGAUGAUUUAUAGAAUGCAAGGAAUGUAGCAACCUGCAUCAUUUUCCUUUCAAAAACAUUUCCUUGUUGUUAAAGUGGAUUUAAAUUUUUACAAAAAUUAGACAAGGCAGUGUAACUGGCACACCUCACUUGUACUUAUUCCCAAUUGUGUAGAAUUUGAAUAGGUGGCUAGAUGGACCAUUGCCAUUUAAGAAUGUACAUCAGGGAUCAUUGUACCUCGGCUAUUACAUGGUGCCUUAAACAGAACUGAAGCUAAGACUUAGUACUUUUUGUUAUUCUUAACUCUUAAAUUAAUUCAACAAGGUGUGCCUGUCAUUUUCAAAUUCCCUAAGAAGUAAGGACAGGUUACACAGCCUUCAAAAGAAUAAAAGGAUUUUUUUAUUAUUAAAUGAUUUUAAUAUCCCUCUUAGAAUGACAAUAGACCUAUUUUUUCUCGUUUCUAGCUGGAUUUCACUUUAAUAGAAAUAAAUUUGCUUGGGAAUUUGGAAAGCAAAGCUAGCUUUAAUACCAACAUCAAAUGUCAAAAUAGAUUGACCAUAGUCCCAAGCAUGAUUAUAUAUUUUCUAAACCCUUGCCUACUUUUAAUUUUAAAAACUAAAAAGAAGUAAAUGAGCAGGUACAUAAUGCAGUGCAUGUUUUCAAUUUCUAUAUUUUGUGGUGUAUCAGCCAGAUAGUACAUUUUAAUGGUUAAAUAAUAUCAGUUUAUAGAUUCCGUAUUAAUUGACAUUAAAGAACUCAAGUUUUUCUUCACGAACAUUUCAUUAUGCAGACACAUGAAUUUGCUACACUAAAGUAUGGAAUUAAAUAAGGAAAAAAAAAAAAGCCAAAAAGUGAAUGAGAACACAAAAAUAUCGACUUUACAGGAAAGACUGUGUGAAACAAUUAGGAUUAUUUUAUUCUGGUUUAUCUAGUGUGUCUGAAAAUGACUUUGAAGUCAUAUAUACCAAAUGGGAGAAGAGCAUAUAAAAUGGAAAUUUAUUUAUAGCAAACAGGUUUGUUGCUAGAGUUUACAUAUGCUCCAAAUACAGCUGCACAUAAACUAAAAUGUCCUAACAUUAUUUGUGCACAAAAAUAAAUUUUAAUUCCUUUGCAGAAUUGUGAACCUAUCCAGCUCAUUCUGUGUAGGCAUAAUUCCUACUAAUGUCAGUAGAUGGCUUUUGCCUCAGUAAAAAGUAAAAGUGAGGUUUAUUCAUUAUUUCUUAACUCAUAAAUGCACUGAAUCUCAUUAUAGAUUUUGUUGUCACAUAUAUUGCUCAGUGUGUCCUGAUUUUUCCUUAGAAAUCAGCACAUCUGUACCCUUCACCAAAAAUGCUAAAACUAAGCUGUGAUAAAUAUUUACUCCCCUUCAUUGUGCAUUAUAAGAUGUUUACAAGUAAAAUAAAGUGAAAUAAUUCAACAUUU
This is a messenger RNA of Oenanthe melanoleuca, 5101 nucleotides long. RefSeq names its product regulatory factor X3 (gene RFX3). Gene Ontology annotation, molecular function: RNA polymerase II cis-regulatory region sequence-specific DNA binding; DNA-binding transcription factor activity, RNA polymerase II-specific. The record is from RefSeq and is a predicted model, not a curated record. Gene Ontology annotation, cellular component: nucleus. The transcript has 18 exons. NCBI's taxonomy places the organism in Eukaryota, Metazoa, Chordata, Aves, Passeriformes, Muscicapidae. The coding region runs from base 449 to 2710 and encodes 753 amino acids. Gene Ontology annotation, biological process: regulation of transcription by RNA polymerase II.